Brugia pahangi is the source of this 837-nucleotide messenger RNA. NCBI's taxonomy places the organism in Eukaryota, Metazoa, Nematoda, Chromadorea, Rhabditida, Onchocercidae. The record is from the annotation of a GenBank genome assembly.
AUGGAAAAUUAUUGUUUUGUAAUUAAUGGUGAUUUGGUUGAUGUUGAACAAAUAAUUGAAAAUUCGAAAUCAUGGUGGAAGCAAACAAGUUCUCGAGUACGUUAUUACUUAUCAAAAGGGAUGAAAACAUUUUAUGAGGUUGAUGCAUUACUCUGCCGCGGUGAAUUGCGUUGUGCAUAUGCACGAAGAGGUCGAGCAGCUAGCAUUGAACCAAUUCCAUUAGAACAAAUUUUUCGAGUAUCACGGAUAUACAGUCACUGGAAGACGUGUAUCAGUUUUCAUCGAAUUAUCAGUUGUAUUAGUCCAGUUACGAAAAAUGCAACUGAAGUUUAUGGUUUUCAAAAGCGAAUUUUUGUGCAAUAUUUAUGGAGAACAGAAAAACGUGAAGAGAAACGACGUGUAGCACGUGAGUAUCGAACAAGUAAAAUACCGAUACCAUCCACAAAUAAAACUGCUACUGAUCGAUUGAGAAAAUUAUCAUUAUUUGCAACAUUUGAUAAAUCACCUUCAUUGAUGCAAAAUUCGAUUGGUACUAUGAUAUCAGGUCGCAAUUAUCCCUCAUAUAUUCCACAACCAAAAGUGAAUUAUCAACCAAAACAAACUUUACAAGCAAAUUUGUCAACAUCAUUCAAUCGACGUCAUUCUUUGAUACCUCAGUUACGAAAUUCAAGACGAAGAAGUGAGCAGCAGCGAAUUCAUGAAACUUUAAAAACUACUCUUCCAAAAUCGAUUGAUAAUAAAAAUCGACCGGUAUCAUUGCUUGAAAUCAGGGAACAAUUUCAAAAGCAUCAAAAGAAAUUUCGAAAAAGACAAUCUACCAGCACAAUUAAUUGCUAG